Molecule: messenger RNA, 1950 nt
Organism: Xenopus laevis (African clawed frog)
Lineage: Eukaryota; Metazoa; Chordata; Amphibia; Anura; Pipidae
Exons: 3
Coding region: 1-1950 (649 amino acids)
Source: RefSeq, a predicted model, not a curated record
AUGGCAGGAGUAAAAGCACGUGGAAGGGAAUUCAUUAGGAGACGCGCAAAGGAAGCUGAGCUCCUGAAACAGUCUGGCAAAAGUCUUAAAGUGACGGAGAGAUCACAUCAAAUAGCCAAGAUGGCAGGAGCCAGGCCAAAGCAGCGUGAACCUUUGAUCCCAGAGGAACCUCCGGAGGAGGGCGCUAUAUCUGAUGAUGGUGCUAAAAUUUCAACUGAGACUGGGACCACUCCUAAAAAUGUGGAAGAACUUUUAGUCUGGUUGGUAAAGCGCCAAGAAAUAGGUGACCAGCGCAGACUGGAGGAGGAGAGAUUUUAUCGUGAGCAAGAAAGGUAUCGUAUGGAAAAAGAGGAACAGCAACGUAAGGAUGAGUUGAGGCAUCAGGAAGCUGAGAGAGCAAAGAGAGAUGACCAGUUUCUCAAAUUACUGCAAGCAAUGCAGCAUAAUAUGCCUCCUGUGCCAAGUUUAAAACUCACUAAACUGUCAGAGACUGAUGACAUAGAAGCAUAUUUGACAGUAUUUGAGAGAGUUGCUCAAGCAAGUCAAUGGCCAGAAAAUCAAUGGGUCAUUCAUCUUGCACCCUUCCUCACCAGCAAGGCUCAGCAAGCAUAUAGCCAAAUGAGGAUUGAGGAUGCUGGGGACUAUCAAAAAGUCAAAAGUUCCAUUUUGAGGCGGUAUAAUAUUCACACGGAGACCUUCCGACAGAGGUUCAGAGGCUAUAUCUACAUUGAAAAGGAGGGACCCAGAGAGACCUAUACGCGUCUGACUGAAUUGUGCCAAAAGUGGAUUGUUCCAGAAAAUAAGACUGUCCAACAAGUCUUGCAAACCAUUAUUCUUGAACAGUUUCUAGAAAUCCUUCCUGAACCGUUGAGAGUUUGGCUAAAGGAGCAUCAGCCAGAGAGCGGUGACCAGGCUGUGAUAUUGGCAGAGAAUUAUUUACUCGCAAGAAAAGGACUAUCACGUAAGAUGCAUAUGGUAAGAGCUACUCCAGUUGUUGGCAGUGGUGAUAAACCCAGACAAGACACUUUAAAAAACAAAGGUCACACUAAAGAUGUUAUUUGUUUCUUGUGUCAUAAAGUGGGACAUUUAGCCAAAGACUGUUUAAGUAAGAGGGUAAAGUCUGGCAAGGAGACUGUUACAAAUUGUGUUGGUGUGGUGAAUGAUUAUUUACAACCUGUCAAAAUCAACUCCAAAACUGUAAAAGCUUUAGUUGAUACAGGGAGCCAACAAUCUUUAAUUCGGUCCAAUUUGCUAGCUUCCCCAAAUGUCACUGGUCAGUUACCUUUGAAGUGUGUUCACGGGGACACAAAAAUAUACCCUAAGACAGUACUACCUGUGGAAAUAGCCAAUACACGGGUGUCGUUGGAGAUGGGCAUAGUACCUAACUUACCUUACCCUGUUAUUUUGGGGCAAGAUACACCUGGUUUCAGUGAUAUAUUGAACAGGGACAGUAAGGUGUCUGCUGUGUCAACAAGGUCUCAAGUUAAAAGCCAGACUACAGCUGAAAACUUGGGUGAAAUAUUUCCUUUUGAAAAAGAUGUGUUUCAGGGUACAGGUGGAAAAAAAUCUAAACUGGUUCCAGUUCCUUUGGUUGAUACUCCAUUUGAAAGAGUAGCCAUGGAUAUCGUUGGUCCUUUGCAAAAAAGCAGUAAAGGAAACCAAUAUAUAUUAGUUGUGAGUGAUUAUAUGACUCGCUAUCCAGAGGCUAUUCCUUUGAGAAGUAUCACUACCAGGAAAAUUGCAGAAGAACUGAUUAAACUGUUUAGCCACAUGGGUAUUCCUCAAACUAUACUUACAGACCAAGGUUCAAAUUUCCAGUCCAGUCUAAUGAGACAGAUAAACCAGCUUCUGGGUAUACAAGCGGUAAGAACCUCUCCAUACCAUCCACAAACUGAUGGUCUGGUUGAGCGUUUUAAUCAAACGCUAAAAAAAUGCUCAGGAAGUUUGUAA